AUGCGCUUUUUUGUCACUCUCUCACUCCUGACCUCAGGAGCUUUUGCAGUCUGGAAUGCGAAGGUUUGCAACAAUGCGGGAGGCUGCGUCUCAGGCGUAACACGGCUACCCGACCCCUUCAGAUGCCCUGAUGGCACAGGCGUGAACCUUCAACAAUCUGCAUCGGCAGACCUUGGCACUUCGGCGGGUGAAUACGAUAUCAUCUCCAAGUCUCAGUUUCCAGACCAUUGCCUCUACGGUGCCAAGCCUGGUGCUAAUGAUUUACUUGUUGUUAAAACUCUGGACCUUGAUCGAAAGAUGUACUCGUUCAUAAGCCAGACGUGUACGGACAAGAACCCUCCCGUCAACUGCUACAAUAAACGACCCAACCCUGGCUCAUCUACAGUUUGCCUGAUAGUUGAUAGCAAAGGUCGGGAGUGUGUUGCAAACCCUAGCGCGGGUCAAUGUGAGAGAGGAUUGACUAAGCUUCAUAGGCCCGAUCCUUGCCUAGGUUGGAAACUCGGCAUGCCUGAUCAGCCAGAGAAACAAUUUUAG
This is a messenger RNA of Bipolaris oryzae ATCC 44560, 534 nucleotides long. RefSeq lists its product as uncharacterized. The transcript has 3 exons. Bases 1 to 534 code for a protein of 177 amino acids. Lineage: Eukaryota; Fungi; Ascomycota; Dothideomycetes; Pleosporales; Pleosporaceae. The record is from RefSeq and is a predicted model, not a curated record.